AUGUCUUUGGGCCCUGCGCCGGCGCUGAGAGGCCACCCGCCCGCCAAACGGGUCGUGGUGAUCGGUGCUGGCAUUGCCGGCCUGUCCGCUGCUUCGUGCCUGAAGGAUCCUGGCCGCAGGACGAAACCGGGCGAGACUGCAAAAGACAUCGAGGUCACAGUGGUGGAGGCUCGAGAUCGGCUAGGUGGACGUGUUCGUACCGAGCAUUUUGCAGAUGGCUCAGCUGUAGAUCUCGGUGCAGCCUGGAUCCAUGGUACAUCGAGGUCCAAUCCGGUAUUGGCGCUUGCAAAGGAGUGCGGAGCCAAACUAGUGGAGACCGACUGGGAGAACAGCAUAGAGUUCGAAGCUACCGGCACUGAAUCUGAGCCCCAUCCUGCCACGGAGAUGAACGAAGCUGAGAUGCAGCGCAGCUACAAGCUCUUCGAGUCGCUUUGGCAUCUCUUCAGCGCGAAGCAGGGCGCUGACCGGAAGGCGGCCAAGAAGGGGCCGAUUGUUGAUCAGAGUCUCAUGACCACCUUGCGAGGCCUGAAGUCCAAAGCCUUCAAGGGCAUCGAUGAGCUGGACCAGCGUUCACAGUUGCUGCUGCUCUAUGCCAUCGCAGGUGAGACGGAAUUUGAUUAUGCCGCGACACCAGACGAGAUGAGUUCGACCUGGUGGGACAUCGACGAUGAGUUCGACGGGGAGCACGCCUUAUGGCAAGCCGGCUAUGUGCAGCUUGUUGAGCAUUUGGCGGCAGGAACCCAGGUGAUCCUGGAAGCGCCUGUUGAGAGGAUCGAGUGUGUGGACUGUGCGGAGGGGAAUUCUAGCCGGCCCCCGGUCACAGUGAGGUUGCGUGACGGCCGAAGCCUUGAGGCGGACUUUUGUGUUUGCACGCUCCCGCUUGGCGUCCUCCAGCGGGACCACGCUCGGCUCUUUCAGCCACCCCUACCCGACGCCAAGGUCCAGGCACUGCGGAGUCUGGGCAUGGGUAUCAUGGAGAAGGUGGCGCUAAGGUUUGAGCGCUGCUUCUGGGAGAGCAAGGACGUCAAACCGCACUGCCUGAACCGGGUUCCCACCUGCGAGGCGCGCACUUUGCCCAACGCCUGCGAGGCGCCGUAUUGGGUCAACCUUCGGCCAGUCACCGGCAGCAAUGUGCUCGUCGCGUAUUUCCUCACUGGAGCAGGGCGGGUCAUGGCCAAGAUGACCGAGGAGGAGGCGGUGAAGCAGACCAUGGCGCUGCUGAAGUCGAUGUUCCCUCCUGGGGAGGUUGAUGCGGCCAAGCUCCUCGAGGCUAAGAAGACAGCGUGGGCCGAGGAUGAGUGGACUUGCGGAGGCUACUCGUAUCUCCCUGUCGGGGCAACGACGCAGGACAGACACGCCCUGGCUGCGCCACUGGGCUCCCUUCACUUUGCCGGCGAAGCAUCCCACGACAGGUUCCCUGCCACCGUCCACGGGGCCCUUCUGUCGGGGAGGCGUGCGGCGUCAGAGAUCCUCACCAAGCUCGCGGGACCCGAAGGCAUGACCUCGGCCAAAGUGGAAGUUGUCGAGGUCGAUUUCAAGGAAACAUAUCCCCUUCGUGAGCGCGUACUCUGGCCCGGAAGACCCGACCUGGCUGCGCUCGCAUGUGACCCGCAAGGGAGGCACUGGGGCAUACGUAUGCUGGAUGCAAAGAAUGAAAGUGGAGAGCUUGGAGAGCUUGUGUCUGUGAUGUCGUUGUUUGUCACCGAUGAUGGUCGGGAAGCGCAGUUCAGAAAGUUUGCAACUGCCCCAGAACAGCAGCACAGGGGACUUGGCUCCAUGCUUCUUCAGCAUGUCAUCGAGGAAGCGAGGCAGCAGGGUGUACAACGGUUGUGGUGCGAUGCUCGCGCGACCCAAGCGCAGUUCUACGAAAAGCGCGGCAUGCACGCAGUGGAAGGCGGUGCCAUAUUUCUCAAGAGCGGCGUGGAAUACAUCCGCAUGGAAAUGAAGCGGCGGGGCAAGGAUCCCGGAGGAGGCGAUGAGAAAGCCCCAGCCGAGCAGGAGGUCAUCAUCAAGAACUUGGACCUGCAGGGCGCCACCGCUGCACCGCCCUUCCACGUGGCCUCGGUCUUUCUUGAUAAGUUCUCCGGCUCUGGCUGA
This is a messenger RNA of Symbiodinium natans, 2097 nucleotides long. The record is from the annotation of a GenBank genome assembly. NCBI's taxonomy places the organism in Eukaryota, Dinophyceae, Suessiales, Symbiodiniaceae.